AUGAGCAGUCAAAAUUCAUAUUCCAGGAACGCCUCUCGCUUCCGCCCAGCAUCCUCAGGGCCUCCGGGCGAGAAGCAGCGCCACGAGGCAGAAGCGACUUCCAGGAGCUACGAUAAGGGGCGGCGGCGACAUGGCGCGUGUUUAGUGACGUACGAUAGAGCGCGAGCGGCCGUCGCCUGGCAGUCCCGCGUCAGUGUGUCAGUGGCAGCUCAGUGUCGAGCGGCGAGUCACGGGAGAAGGUGUGGUCGUGUCACUUCUGGACUGCGGGCUAACAUACGAUCCCAGAGGCCUCCGUAUUUCCUCCUCCUAGCGGCGAUACCUUCAGGAGCGCCGCGUCGCACGGAGCCGCCCUUAGGAGUCGAGCGUCCUUCCGGGGGAGGGGCAAUGGUGGAGACGCGAGACGAGGCCGGCCUGACGUCGCUGCAGCCGCCGUCAGCCUCCCAGUCCUUGGCGGGGCCUCUCCAGCAGCAGGACCUCAGUCAGGCGAAGGAGGACGCAUGUGCGGGUGCACCAAAGGACCCUCCUGCAGAAGCCCGGAAAGAAGCCAAGCAGGAGACCUCACAGGGAGCGGAAAUGGAUCCUAAGAAGGAUGAGGAGAGUCCAACGACAGAAGUAGACAAAGCUCUGGAGGCGGUGUUGAGGGUGGACAGGAGACAGGUGGCAGGAGCUGGCGACGGGGCUUUGCCGAAGGAGCUGGCCGCAGAGGCAGAGGACGAUGUCCACGAGAAGCCGGAAUGGGUUGAUCGUGAUGUCCAAGCUCUCAGGGAAAUGGUUGAACAGGAACCUGGCUUGAAAUCACGUAUUGAUAAGCCUUUCUUGUUAGCUUUCCUUAGAGCUCGUAAAUUUGACUAUGAUAAAGCCAUGGCCAUGAUUCGAGGGUACUAUAGAGCAAGACAGGAGAAUGCUGACAUGUAUGUGAACCUCGUCCCAUCAGCCCUGGAUCACGUCUGGCCACUGUGCAUGCAGACGGUCCUUCCAACACCAGACAACCUAGGGAGAACUGUCCUCAUUUUCAGAACAGGUGCAUGGUUACCUGAAGUCUGCACCCUAGAUGACGUGUUCAGGUCUCAGGUGGUAAUGUUGGAGCAUGUUGUACGGGUCCCAGUAACACAGCUUCGAGGGAUAGCAGCUGUUGUUGACUGCUCUGGGCUGUCUAUGACUCAUGCCUACUAUCUGACUCCGACUCACAUUCGCCGCAUGAUUUCAGUUGUCCAGGAAGUCUUUCCUCUAAGGUUCAAGGCAUUGCACUUUGUUCACGAGCCUUCGAUAUUCGACUGGGUCUUCAGCUUAGUCAAACCUUUCCUCUCCGAAACUAUAAAAGGACGAUUGCACUUCCACGGAGAAGACCUCGAGAGCCUGCACAAACACAUCCCAGCCAAUGAGUUACCAGAAGAGUUAGGUGGAGCUCAGGGACCCAUGGCUAACAGUGAACUUGUAGAGAUACUGAAACAAAAUGAAGACUAUUAUAAAGAGCAUUUUACAUAUGGCUUUGAGAUGUCUGAAGAACCUGCGCGUCAGGGAACUGUAAUGGAAGCUGUGACUGACAUGGGGAGUUUGAUUGGCAGUUACUACAGAAGGAUGUGUAUAGACUAGUGCUAGCCAGCCCUGCACUAGUGACAGUCCUCCUAGUGCCAUCAUGUGAGGAAAGCAAAUUUGACCCCAAAAACAUUUUGAUACCUAUAGAAAAAAUGUCGAAGGAGGUUCCGAUGAUUUUGGAGUCGCUUCUGUGUACUGGGUGGGAGAGUUCAGGUACUUUUGUUCAUGGAA
Molecule: messenger RNA, 1767 nt
Organism: Penaeus chinensis
Lineage: Eukaryota; Metazoa; Arthropoda; Malacostraca; Decapoda; Penaeidae
Product: alpha-tocopherol transfer protein-like
Exons: 10
Coding region: 1-1593 (530 amino acids)
Cellular component (GO): membrane
Molecular function (GO): phosphatidylinositol bisphosphate binding
Source: RefSeq, a predicted model, not a curated record